Messenger RNA from Teleopsis dalmanni, 1417 nucleotides. RefSeq names its product mediator of RNA polymerase II transcription subunit 19-like. Gene Ontology annotation, cellular component: mediator complex. The record is from RefSeq and is a predicted model, not a curated record. The coding region runs from base 329 to 1273 and encodes 314 amino acids. Gene Ontology annotation, molecular function: transcription coregulator activity; transcription factor binding. NCBI's taxonomy places the organism in Eukaryota, Metazoa, Arthropoda, Insecta, Diptera, Diopsidae. Gene Ontology annotation, biological process: positive regulation of transcription by RNA polymerase II. The transcript is spliced from 6 exons.
UCGCUUAGUCCAAGAUGGCGAUAGAGUUGAGUUUGUAAAGAUUGCAGUUUCUGUCUGUGCUUCGUCUAAUAAAUAAUGCGGACAGGCGUGAUAAUAAUAUAAUUAGUAGCUUAGUUUACGCAUAUUUGCAAAAUCGACACCAAUAUAAAGGCGAAAGUAAAACUUAAACGAGGCUAUUCUCAAAAAUCUUACAAAAAAUUCGUUACCAUGCAUUACCUCGGGACUUAGUAGUUGUUUUUGUAUUUAAACAAAAUAUAUGUUAUAGUUUCUAAAGUUACACAUAAAUUAAACUAUUUAAUUUAAGCAACGAUACAAUAAAUUGCUCGAAAUGAUGAAUAACUAUAAUAAUAUUUUAAUGGGCGAUCAGUUCCGAAAAAUGGAUUCGACAUAUUCGCCGAAGUCUUCGCCGCACGGUGGUCGCUCACCUGUGGUAUCUCGACAAGAUUCAUCGGGCACAUUAAAGACUACAAUAUCCUUGGGUAAAACGCCUACCAUUAUUCAUACAGGACCUUUUUACUCAAUGAGGGAACCACCUGGAAAAGCGGAAUUGACCGGUGAUAAAGACUUAAUGACCGAAUAUGGUCUACACCAUACCUUAACUAAAUUUAAGGAUAAGAAAGUAAAAGAAUCUUUAGCGUCAUUUCUGCCAAAUUUACCGGGAAUUGCGGAUUGUAUGACAAAUAUUGAAAACAGCACAUUGCGAAGUGUGAUUGAGAAGCCUCCCAUAGUGGGCAAGGAGCUGUUACCUCUGACGUCAGUGCAAUUAGCUGGUUUUCGUUUACAUCCGGGACCACUGCCUGAACAAUAUCGUGCUUUAAAUUCAACACCUGCGAGAAAACAUAAAAAUAAACACAAAAAGCAUAAACACAAAGAUGGAGCUGUGCCACAAGAAACUUCUUUAAUGGAUUCAUCGGGCCUUGAACCUUAUGAGAAAAAGCAUAAAAAACAAAAACGUCAUGAAGACGAUAAAGAACGUAAAAAGCGUAAAAAAGAGAAAAAACGUAAAAAGAAAAGCCAUAGUCCUGAGCCACCUUCAUCGAUGAGUGGAGCAUCACUUGUUGGUUCUAUGCCUACAACACAAUUACAAAUGCAACAACAACAACAAUUAGCCUCUGCACCAACGUUACAACAUCCACAAAUGAUGCCAACAACACCAAUGUUAGGUGGGGUCGGUUUGAGCUCUGUUAUGGGCGGUGCAAUGCCAACCGGUGGUCCUGGCAGCAGUUCAGGCCCCGGUGGCUUGAUGAUGUCACAGCAAACGCCUUUAUUUUAGUCUUUUAAAGCAUGUCAAAAUUGAAACUAAAAUGCAAAGCAACUACAACUCAGUAAUUCCCGUUUUGAUUUGCAAUUAUUAAUAUUAUUAUUAUAAUUAUUAUUUUAAUAAUUUAGUCAAAUUAAGUUUUAAUUUAGUUAAUAA